Messenger RNA from Vigna unguiculata (cowpea), 1760 nucleotides. Its product is annotated as LOW protein: nuclease-like protein. The record is from RefSeq and is a predicted model, not a curated record. NCBI's taxonomy places the organism in Eukaryota, Viridiplantae, Streptophyta, Magnoliopsida, Fabales, Fabaceae.
UGUAGAAAGGAGUGUACUGAAAAUUAACAGUGAAGAAAUCAGCAACAGAAGAAGAGGUGGUAGGUGAUGGCCAAAAAGCGGAAGGGGAAGAAACCGCCCAACGUAAAACACCACCACCAAUUCCAAACCCAAAACCAAAACCUCGCCGCUUUAAUCGCCCAAGUCACACACACAGCACACUCAUUUCUAUCCCGCAACGACGUCGUUCUCCUCCCUUCCCAAUCCCUCCGUCUCGAAUCCCUAAUCUCAUCCCUCAUUUCCCUCUCUCCACACCCCAAACCCUCACCCCUUCUCUCUCCGCCACACCGCGACUGCUGGUUCCGCCGCUUCUGCUCCUUCUCCGAUUCCCAAUGGCUCAACGCCUUCCGCAUGUCCAAGCCCUCCUUCUCCCACCUCCUCCACCUUCUCACCCCCUCCCUCGCCCCCUCAUUCCCUCACAUCGCCCCCGACUGCGUUCUCGCCGCCGCUCUCUUCCGCCUAGCCCACGCCGCCCCCUACGCCGCCAUCGCCCGACGCUUCGGUAUCGCGCCGUCGGAGGCCUGCCGCGCCUUCUUCGCCCUCUGCAAGGCGGUCGUCGACAACCUGGGAUACCUCUUCGAGCUCCGCACCGGUUCCGAGAGGGUUGUGGUGGGUUUCGGCUGGAGUUCUCUCCCCAAUUGUUUCGGGGUUUUAGGGCUGGCUAGGUUCAGAAUUGACGAUUCGUUGUUGGGCGAAGAUGGUUGCUUGAUGGUUCAAGCGUUGGUGGACUCCGAAGGGAGGUUCUUGGAUGUCUCAGCUGGGUGGCCAAGUACCAUGAAUCCCGAAACCAUUUUGCGUGAGAGUAAGAUUUAUCACGAGGUUGAGGAAUCCAAGGAAUUGUUGAAUGGACCGUGUUAUAAUCUCAACGACGGUAAUUUGAUUCCUCAGUAUAUCCUGGGAGAAUCCUGUUUUCCCCUUUUGCCGUGGCUUUUGACUCCUUAUAACAGAGUGAAUGAGGAGGAUAGUUUUGGCUCGGCGGAGAGGGCUUUCAAUUGUGCUCACGGUAAUGCAAUGGAGUUGGUUGGUAAUGCCUUUGGGGGGCUUCGUGCCAGGUGGCAGCUUCUGGCGGCCUCGAGGAAGUGGAAGCUAGAGUGUAUUGAGCAUUUGCCGUUUGUGGUUGUUGCGGGGUGUCUAUUGCAUAAUUUUGUUGUGAAGUGCAAUGAGAAAAUGCCGGAUGAAGGGGUUGGAAAGGGUUGUUGCUUGGAAAAGGAAGAGGGGUUUCCUGCUUUUGAUGGGGUGGGGGAUGAUAAUGCAGUGAGGGUGAGGGAUGCACUUGCUAUGCAUUUGAGUAGGAUGAGUUCCAGAAAAUGAAUAAAUGGUGUGGGUGGAAUAUUAAUAUAUGGUAUACGUAUUUUGAUUGGUCAAUUUGUUUUUGGGAAUUGUUGGCAUUGGCAAGUGUCACUUGCACUUUGGAAACCAUGUAUGGCAUCAAUUCCAUCAUAUUCGAUUCGUUGCCUUCCUGUAGUAUUGAAGGAUAGCUUCAGUAGGAAGAAAUCUGCAAUCAGCAUAAAUUUUUCAGUUGUUGGCUCCGCAAGUUUCAGAUUUCUCAUAUUACUGAUGAGCUGUUUUUAAAAUUUGUCACAAAAAUUCUCUUCCUUUCGGUGGAAGCCAAUUAGAAUUUAAUUACUGGGUUUGUUAGUGGAACCAUGGUUAGUAAGUAGCAUAAAAUCUUUUUAGUGAUUGACACUUUUUGAUUUGAAACCUGUUUAGCAAACCAUCAUUCAGAUUUGUACUUGUCAUUU